Molecule: messenger RNA, 4516 nt
Organism: Cyprinodon variegatus (sheepshead minnow)
Lineage: Eukaryota; Metazoa; Chordata; Actinopteri; Cyprinodontiformes; Cyprinodontidae
Gene: pcf11
Product: pre-mRNA cleavage complex 2 protein Pcf11-like
Exons: 15
Coding region: 1-4107 (1368 amino acids)
Biological process (GO): termination of RNA polymerase II transcription
Cellular component (GO): cytoplasm; mRNA cleavage factor complex
Molecular function (GO): RNA polymerase II complex binding; mRNA binding
Source: RefSeq, a predicted model, not a curated record
AUGCAGAGCGGGUCUCAACGGUUCGACCAACUGGAACUGAGACGGAGGCCAUUUGGAUCCUCUGAGGAGAAGGUGUCUCCACAACCGGCCCCCUCCAAGCCUGUAGCUUUACCCGUGGCCCCCCAGGCGAGCCCAGCGGCGCCGCCGUCCAGCCUGACCCAGGAGCAGCUGAUCCGCCAGCAGCUUCUGGCCAAACAGAAGCAGCUGCUGGAGCUGCAGCAGAAGAAGAUCGAGCUGGAGCUGGAGCAGACCAAAGCGCAGCUGGGAGGACUGGCUCUGCCGCCGUCGUCUACAGUGGCCCCCCAACCAGAGUCCAGCAGCACUCAGAGACCCGCCAACCCCAUUCGACCCUGGAUCCCCCCCCAGCCUCAACCUGACCCCAAGGCGUCCAGUAGAGACCCCCGUCUGAACCGUGGCGGGCCCCCAGCUGGGCCCACACUCAAAGAACAACCCCCCACCAAGAGGGAGAGCCCCCACCCUCCAGGGGGGCCCGGCGCCGCCAUGGCGAGGAGGCCGCCAGAGAAAUCCCCCCGGCCUGAGAAAGCCCGGCCCCCCAGGAAGGAGACGCCAGAAGACAAGUUAAAGCCCAAAUCUCCGUCCCCUCUGGCCAAAGGGCCCCAGGGCCGCAUCAGGCCGGCAGAGCCUGAGGGCCCCAAGAAGGACCCCAGGACCAAGAAACGAGUACUGGAGAAGAGCGCUGAGCCCCGGGACGACGAGAAGAAGCGCUGCAGCGACAAGAAGGAGCGGGAGGAGGUGCCAAGGAGACCAGAGCCCCCUAGGUCCAAAAUGCCCAAUCUGGUCAACGGCCUGGGGGCCAAAACUGACCAAGCAGAGCCCGGAGACAAGGCUGACCCGAAGCCCGGAGGCGCCGCUCGCAGGAAACGCACCCGCUCACGGUCCCGCUCCCCCACCACCUCCCCUAAGAGGAAGGAACGCCGUUCCCCCAAAAGCCACGGCCGCAGCAGCUCCCCAUCACCCCCCCACAAACCCGGGAAACCCCGGAGGCCCCGAGGAGACGACCCACAGAACGGAAAGCCGGGCCGAGACGACCGACCCGGCCCCAAGAAGACCCAGUCAGAUGGCAGGAGAACCAAAAGGCCGCUGGACGAGCGGCACUCUGAGUCCAGGGACCCCCACAGGGGCCAUGAUGGUGCUGGGAAGGACCCCAAGGAUGCGCCACACCGCUGGAGGAGCGGCUGGGAGGAGAACAAACACAUGAAGCUUCCAGAGGACUCCCACAACAAGCCCACCCCCCCCAGACACAAGCCACAUGGCACCCCGACCCGCCCCAGCACACCCAGGAACCAGAAGAUCCGGCUCAGCGUGGACGCUAACCUGCAGAUCCCCGAGGUUCUGAACUCCGCCUCCAAGAAGGACCUUCUGAGGCGGGCCAGCAAACGUCUGGAAAGGGGGGAAAUUUCUCGGGAGGACUUCCUGAACAUGGUGCACCAGAUCAACCAUUUCUUCCAGUACCAGGAGGAGAAGCAGCAGAGCUCCGGGAACUGGGACGACACCAGAAGGUUCUCCGCCAAGAAGCAGUCUCUGCUGAGCGCGACCCGUCCUCAGGAAGCCAUGGACCCCGCCCAGCUGUCGUACUUUGAGCACAAGUCCAAGCUGAGGAAGACGCAGGUCAACCACAGGGCGACGGGUGACGAAGGCCAGGAGGCGUCAGAGGAGGGCGAGAAGCUGGUGUCGAGGAGUGGGGGGCCCUACGGUCGACCAUCGCAGGACCAAGCAGGUGAGCGAGACGAGCCGCAGCCGCCACUCGCCCCCAUGGUGGAGGAGUACAACCACGGCAAGGAGUUCCCCAAACUCAAGUCUCUGCCAGGACUCCGCUUCAGGAGGAGAGCCGACCCUGCAGAGUCCAGUGAGCGGGAGUGGACGUCGCCGCUGACGGAGCGCCAGCUUUAUGACGAGCGGGAGGAGCACAAGAGUAGCUACGAUGCCCCGCGGAGGUUCGGGCCGGCCGACCCACGCCGGCAGGAUGGGCCCCUUCCCUCUGUAGGGGCCCACCGCAACUCCCUGGGCCCUGCUGGGCCGGAUGCUCCGCCCCCUCGCUUUGAACGCUCCCGUCUGUCUCCUCUGCAUCAGAAAGAUGCGGCUGACCUGAGCCCGGUCCCUUGCUUUGAAAGUCCAAACAGCGAGCACUCAGAUGAGGGGCCCCUGGAGGCCCCCCCCCCUCCUCCUCAGGGCUCCAAACCAAACAUGAAGGGGCUCCCCCGUGGGGGGCCUCUGUCUGUUCGGCAGCACAGUGACUCCCCAGGACACACACCCCCACACGAAGGACACCCUCCUUCUAUGUAUGGGGGCCCCGGGCACAUGGGCCCCUCCAGACCACACCGCCAUGGCUGGAGCCGGUUCGAGGAUCCCCAGUUUGAUGGCCCCCACCACCCGGGGGCCGGCAGGUUCGAAGGUGGGGGGCCAGCACAUCAUAACCUGCCAGAGAGAACUGAGGGCCCCCCGCCCUGUGAGGGGCCCCGCAUAGCAAUGAGAGGAGAAGGGUUGGGGGCCUUUGACGGGCCCCCACAGGGGCCCAGCAGGUUUGGUGGUCCCAUGGGACAACAGCAGUUUGAAGGGCCCAUGGGGGGCCCUGGUCCGUCAGAGGGCCCCAUGCAGCAUUUUGAGGGGCCCAGCCACUUCGGCAACAUGGGGCCUGGUCCAAUGGGCUUCCAGCAGCAGCUGCCCCCCCGCUUUGAGGUUCCCAACAAUCAGAUGGGUCCAAUGAGGUUCGAGGUCCCCGCACCGGGCCCCAGGUUUGACCUGCCAGGGGGGCCCCAUCAAGUGGGCCCCCAACAGCCAGGACCUCCUCGCUACGAUUACCCUCCUGGCCAGCAAGGUCCCCCUAGGUUCCCCCCCCAACACAACCUCCAGCUCCCUAUGCAGCCCAUGGCCCCCCCCAUCUACGAUGGCCCCGCCCCACCGCAGCAGAACUUUGGUAUGGGCCCCCAGCGGUUCCAGGAGCCCAUGAACCCUCAGUUCCCACCGGGGCAGAACCUGCUGCCGGCAGGAAACUUCAACAUGCAGCCAACGCCGUUCAACCAACCGGGCCCCGGGCCCUUCUACAACCCGCCGGCACCUGUUGCCCCCAUGCAGCAGCCGGUGAACAUGAUGGGGAACGUGAACCAGCCCUACCUGCCUCAGAACCCGGUGCCUUUCGGACCACAGACUCCUCAGGUGGCUCCUCCAGAGAACCACUUCGGUCAGGUAGACGUCAACGACCUUCUGUCCAAACUCAUCUUCAACGGCAUCAUCAAGCCGCCAUCGCAGACCGACUCGUCACAGACGGCCAGCGAGGCGUCUUCCUCAGCUCCCGCUCCCGCCGCACCUGUGGAGGAGGAGGAAGAGGAGGAGCCUGAGGUGGAGGUGGAGGAGGAGGAAGAUCUGCCAGACCUGACCAGCUUCAGCAUCGAGAUCAUGAAGCAGCGGUACGAGGGCUUGGUAACAAAGCUGUACUCAGGGAACCAGUGCUGCCUCUGCAGCAUGCGCUUCACGGCGGCUCAGACAGACAUGUACGCCGACCAUCUGGACUGGCACUUUAGGCAGAACCAUGCGGGCAAGGUAGCCAGCAAGAAGGUGACGCAUCGGCGGUGGUACUACAGCCUGACGGACUGGAUCGAGUUCGAGGAGAUCGCCGACCUGGAGGAGCGGGCCAAGAGUCAGUUCUUUGAGAAGGAGAACGAGGAGGAGGUCCAGAAGAACCAGGCAGCGGCCAAAGAGAAGGAGUUCCAGAGCGUCAGAGCCACCAAGGACCAAGUAGGAGAGUCCUGUGAAAUAUGCCAGGAGCCAUUUGAGACUUACUGGGUCGAGGAAGAGGAAGACUGGUUCCUGAAGAACGCUGUCCGGGUCGACGACAAGAAUUUCCACCCCGCCUGCUUCGAGGAUUAUAAAAAUACAUCGUCCUACCUGGACGUGACGCCGUCGCCCAGCAGGCUGCUGACCGAGCACCCGCUGGGAGCCUUCAUCAAGACCGAGGAGGAGGAGGUGGAGACUUCCUGCGAGGUCAAACAGGAAGCUAAGAGUGCGUGCAGUGGUCCUCCACCACAGGAGCCCGUUUCCACAGCCCAGGAGGCUCCCAUGGACUCGGUUAAGUCCGAGGACAAGGCUUGACUCGGCGCCGCUCCUCUUCGUCCCGUUGGGUCGAAGGUUUUUUACGACUUGAAUACAUUUUGGUAUUUGGAUUGUUAUGCGGCCAUUUCAGGGCUGCGGUUCUGUUUGCUUCGGCUGUAAAUGAUUUAAUUUAUACAUUAAAGUAUUUUUGGUAACUCUGGUCUACUGCUGCUGUUUGCUACCUGUACAUAGUCUCAGCUGAUUGGUCAGCUGCUUUGUUGAGUCAUCACAGGUGUUGAAGGUAAGCAUCAUCUGAUUGGACGACCGGAAGCGACUCGGAGGAUCCUGUCUGCUCUGUUCUUUGCUUUCCCUUCAAUAAACGAGUCUGAAAAGUUGAUUUGUGUGAAUUCUGAUUGAUCCAACUCACUUUGUCAUUUUAGGUUAAAUCAUUAAAAAAUAAAGUUUCAUU